ACUCCUGUUCCAACCACGUCAUGGAGAGAAUCUUUUUGGCCACGCUAAGGAGUCAGCAUCAAACGCGUCCCGGCUUGACGGCCUCAGCUGCUCUUGGCCCACUGGCGCCAAUUGUCAAGGCGACCAGUGACCCUGGAGACCAAGAACAACAACAAAACGAGCAGGAGGAAGACGAGAGUAGGAGAAGAGGAACACCGGAGAGAGGAGCAGCUCACCAGCGACGCAAGAACCCACAGGGGUCGGAGGUCAUCAUGAGCGAGCGGCACGAUGGUGGCGAGCGCGCCCAAGAGAGGCUGGCGCGGGUCACUUCCUGUUUCCAGACGCUGGUGCGCCUCACUUCGUGUUUCCAGCAGUUGGCGGUGUCACUGGGAAGCUCAGCCGACUGCGCCUUCCUAAGGCGCGAGAUUGCACACGUCAGGGCGCUCGCCACAAACGUCGCCAACGGCCUGUCCUGCCAUCUCACGCAUCUCCUGUCCAACUGCAACUCGGGCCCGGCGGGUCCUGCGUCUUCAGCAGAGCGACGAGAGCUGGAGCGCGUGUGGGUCCACUUCCUGUCCGCCAUGGAGAACUUCCUGCGGGACCUGCGCAAAGUUGGCGACCUGAUUGUGCGCUUCCCACUGGGCCAGCAAAAGGACCGUCGCUCGUUGAUCAACACAGGGUGUCUGGACGGCGUGGUGGGCGUGGCCACGAGGGCCGCCUCGGUUCGGAUGCCCUGGUUGGCCUCCGACGUGGAUGACCUCCAUCAGGAGUCGGGUCUUCAGGAACACCUCAAUAGCCUGGAAGCGAUGAUGAGCGACAUGCAGCUCAGGGUUCCUGUAGCAUUCUGGUCAGUGGAGGCCACGCAGCCGACGAGCGGCGAAAUCACGGAGGAGGCCGAAGAAGGGCUGGAAGAGGCCUCCGCCGAGGAGUCAUCUGUCUGCUGCCGGCCAUCGGCACGCUCGGGCCUCGGCUGCGCCUGGUCGUAGCCGUCGCUCCAUUUUCAAAUUGAGGGCGGUUUUGUUUGAGCAGGCUUUGGAAUCUUCACACUAUCGUAACCUCUGGUGCUCCCUUGGCUGAAUUUAUGCAUCAGGACAACAGAGCUGUGGUUUGAAUGUGAUGUGGGCCAGUUUUUUCCAACCAUUGAGAGAUCAUCUGAUGUCACGCCCGAAAUGAUCCAAUGUCACUUAUUUGAAUGAAAGAUUAUGUGCUCCCCAACCAAAAAAAUUGGGUCCAUUUAUCCAUACCAAUGUUGUCAAGGAACAGGCAGAAUGAUGA
This is a messenger RNA of Hippocampus comes (tiger tail seahorse), 1254 nucleotides long. RefSeq names its product regulator of G-protein signaling 9-binding protein. NCBI's taxonomy places the organism in Eukaryota, Metazoa, Chordata, Actinopteri, Syngnathiformes, Syngnathidae. The coding region runs from base 21 to 965 and encodes 314 amino acids. The transcript has 5 exons. The record is from RefSeq and is a predicted model, not a curated record.